Molecule: messenger RNA, 3014 nt
Organism: Mercenaria mercenaria
Lineage: Eukaryota; Metazoa; Mollusca; Bivalvia; Venerida; Veneridae
Exons: 4
Coding region: 536-1084 (182 amino acids)
Source: RefSeq, a predicted model, not a curated record
GUAUAUAAUAAGGGUGAAUGCUGAUUCUGUUCUGAACACGACUUGUCGGCAAAUAAAGUGUAAAAACGGAAUUCAGUUAACUCGUAUCGAAUGAUAGACGUGUUUUAUACCGAUCUGUUAAAGUGACACGCUAUCCUAAAUGAUUUAUACCGAUACAAUAUAUUUGUAAAGAAAUCUUCACUUGACUGUCUUUAUAACAUACUCAAUAUACAUGUAUACAGUUUAUCAAUGUUAUUUUCAAAAUUUAUAACUUAUCUUGAUAUGGAGUUAUCAGUAAAGUGAAGAUUAGGGUAAAAUCUUAGUUCAUACGAGUGUUGCAAUUUUUUGAUAAUAAAUUUAAAUACACUCUACACAUGUAAAUAAAACAUUCAAGUUUACAAAAACUGUCAAAAAUUUAGAAGUCUUGAUUUUGUAUGGAUAAGAAAACUUCGUUUGUUACUUGCCCGAGGGACGACAUGGACAUUUACAUGUUUAAGGAAACCGGGUUUUAAGGUUAUAAUUUCUUAUUAUACGUGAGUGUACACAUGGAUCAGACAUGGGUGGAAAACUUAAUAUCGACGAUAUUUUGUUCAUAACCAGAGCUGUUUCCGUUGCUUAUGGGUUGUCAGCCGUGGCAUGCACGGGGGCAGGGAUAUUUACACUAUGGUACGCCGCACCGGACAUUAAAUUCCCGUUCUCGUCUGCUUCCGGUGUUUGGACGGGAAUCUUUACGUUUGUAAUAUUUGUGCUGGGCAAUAAAACUGUGAAAGGGUACAAUAUAGACUACCCAUCUUCAUCAAAAAGAAAAGUCAUUGCAUUUUACACAUUUGUCAUCAUGGACAUCACGUUCGGAAUUCUCCAUGUGACUUUCUCCGCUCAAGGAUUCUCAUACUGUAACACCGAGAUGAGAAUUGGAGGACUAUAUUGUAACGCAGAGGAGCGACCUAGACUUCUACUUAUGGAGGGCUUCAAUAUUGCGUUUGGAGUAAUCAUAACAUUGUUGUCAGUGGCUGUGACCAUUUAUUUGUCUUUGAGAAGAAAGAUAAAUAUUUUGGCAGGAAUUCCGACGGAUUCACGUUCUGUUUCGGAUUAUGUAACACCAUGACCGCAUGUUACUAUAAAAUGGGAAUAGAAAUACUAUACCAUCUUUAAGGUUUUAAUCUGGCAACAAUGAAUGCUUUUUUAAAGCUGUUCGAAAUAAGUCGAGAAAAGUGCCAAAACUAUUGUUUACAAUUUUUGAAAUGUUUAGUCUUAAUUAAUGCUUUAUUGACCAUCUCUAGGAACCAAUGUUCGUGCACUGGUGAAAUAACUCAUUCUCAUUUUUUAAAUAGAAAUAUUACGUGUAUGUCUAAGCAAAGUUUGUUCUUCAGAUAUUCGCUGGCUGGAAUUAUGUCGGCAAACAAACACGUACACUGUUCUAGUUUGAAAAUCAUUCCAACAUCACAAUGUACAAUGUAAUACAGAACAUCAAUGCCUUUUUGUGGAGAUGAUAAAAAAAUACAUAUACAUACAGUACUUCACACAAAAAACUCGAAUGAGCUCAGAAAUUAUUAUGUAAACGGCAUUAAAACCUAAACUGAACUUUGAUCAAAUUCAAAGUUUGAAUAAAAACAGCACGGAGUUUUAUUCCAUCCAUGUUUAUCAAAGUUUUGAUCUGAGUUUUGUUUGACCGUUGAAACUGUUUAAAGCCCGAACGACACUCUCAAAUGAAGCCUUGAACAAUUUUAACAGUUUCGGUGGUCAAUGAAAACUUUGAUAAAAAAAAACUGUGAUAAACGUGGAUGGAAAAGAAUUUUUUUUUGUUUUGCUUUAUUAACUGAUGGACUUGGCUUGAUGGUGUACUGCAAUUUAAACAUAACACCGUUGUAAGACAUCAGUGACACAUGUACAUAUUCAGUUAGUCUAUAUAGUUAAACAGCUCUAUAAUAACAAAGUGAAAGAGCGUACGUGCCUCCUAUUGUUGUGUGGUUCACUUAUAAACGAGAUAAAUUUCAUGGCUACAGUGUUAUUAUGAACCUAAUUUAACUCAUUUGGGUCAUCCGUGUAAAGUUCCUGAAAAAAAUGUAUCAUGCUCUUCCUUUUCUCGGCUACAAUCAUUGUCUAGUCUUAUCUAUAUUUAUCUAUAUUGUCUAUUCUUAAAAGGUUCCAUAUUCGCCUUUGCACAGGCGGCAUAAAAAAGUAACAAUGUAAUGAUUUGUUGUGAUGAAGGCAUUAGCUCUGUUGGUGCCAUUUGUCUAUGAUGCUGAUACCUACCAAUUUCUUUGACAAACAAACAAAACUUUGAUAAUGCAAACAGAUAACAAUAAUAAAAUGUUUGAUAGUCAACGUAGAAAAUGCAAACAUGCUUUCAAAACUUUUCCAAAACUUUGUUGGAAAUUCUCUUGGUCAGAGACAAUCUUGAUUGUGUCCGCAGGAUUGUUUACAUCGGAUCAACGGAUUGAUUUUACUAAGUAUAGAACAGGGCCAAAUUCUAAAUAUAUCGAGGAAAAUCGCUGAAUACGUUGAUUACUUUUCACACUAAAUUCUCUGACCACCAAAAGGCAAAUGAGAAAGAGAAAGCAUAUUGUCUUAAAGAUGUAUUAUCAAUAAUGCCAUUGCAUUACAAAAUGUAUGGCAUAAUCACCUUUGACCAAGUUUUUCAACAUUAAGCCCUAGCUAUCUACUGACUAGGAAAUUUUAUCUAAUAUUUGAAUUAGAUUCUUUGUCAUGUGAAUAUUUGGGUAAUCAAAAGUGGUUAACAACACAGCAUAAAAUGUAUGUGUCGGCGUUUAAAGUAUUUAUAUAUUUCUUUUUAGUAUAAUAAUGCAGCCAUUAUAAUUUGUGACAAUCUGAAGCAAGUCCACUAAGGAAAAUGAAAAAAUAACAAUUCCAUUCUCAUUUCAACCGUUGAUUAACAUUACAUCCGAUUCUUUAAUUUCUAUGUUACAAAUACAAGUGUACUGAUACAUAUGUAUAUAUAUCUAAAUACAUUAACUUUUGGACCAUCCAGUCGCAAAGAAGUGGAACAGACCUAAAAUACACUAAUGCCUUCUACA